This is a messenger RNA of Cyanistes caeruleus (blue tit), 928 nucleotides long. The record is from RefSeq and is a predicted model, not a curated record. Lineage: Eukaryota; Metazoa; Chordata; Aves; Passeriformes; Paridae.
CCAGCUGCUGGAUGUCCUCUGCUCUGCCCCCAGCCAUGCCUGAGCCUGUCCACGCCUACUCCUGCCCGCUCUUCUGGACGGAAUACGAAGGCCACUGCUACCGGUACUUCCCCAUCAAUAAAACCUGGGCUGAAGCCGACCUCUACUGUGCCGAGUUCUCCAUCGGCAUCAGAUCAGCCAAGCUGGCCUCCAUCCACAGCUGGGAAGAAAACGUCUUUGUGUACGACCUGGUGAACAGCCGCGUGCCCGGCAUCCCCACCGACAUCUGGACAGGACUCAACGACCUACGACAGGAGGGUCACUUUGAGUGGACAGAUGGCUCCUCCUUUGACUACCACUACUGGGAUGGCAGCCAGCCUGACGAUGGGAUCCACUCCAUCCCGGAGGAGGAGGACUGCGUGCAGAUCUGGUACAGACACAGCAGUGCACUGCGCUCCUGGAACGACAACGCCUGUGGCAGAUCCUUCCCCUUUGUCUGCAAGAUCCCCUCCCUGGCCCUGGACUGAGGCUGCUGGUGCUGCCCACGCCCCCCUUCAUUCUGGGUCACCUCUCCAGCUGUGCCAGGAAGAGCAGUCAGGACAUGGCCUGGGCUGGGAGAGCCGUGGAGCUGCUUGGAUCCCCGGCCAGUCCCUGCUGCAGAAUCCCUCCUGGGAGUAUGGUGGGGAUGAACCUGGCACUGAGCAGUGACAGGAGCUACAUUCAACAGCAAAGGAGCCCCCAAGCCCGAGUCUGGCUCUGGAUUUCACAUCAGCUAUCACAGCGUGUUAGAGGAAGCCAAUACACCAAACUGUUAGCACCCAGUAGUAGCUGUGUGUAGGAAAUGCUUUUGCCUGUUGAUCUGUGAAGAGUGGAGGAAACGUGUUAUUUUCUGUUAAGUUAUGCAAAAUGCCUCUUGUCCAUGUUAUUUUCCUCUCUGCUAAAAUAAAUG